Molecule: messenger RNA, 5001 nt
Organism: Hypomesus transpacificus
Lineage: Eukaryota; Metazoa; Chordata; Actinopteri; Osmeriformes; Osmeridae
Product: protein quaking-B
Exons: 4
Coding region: 251-820 (189 amino acids)
Biological process (GO): regulation of mRNA splicing, via spliceosome
Cellular component (GO): nucleus
Molecular function (GO): mRNA binding
Source: RefSeq, a predicted model, not a curated record
GAAACCAAACCUUUGAUGCAUGUGUGGCUUAGUUUGAAUUUUUGGAGAAUUAAAAAAAAAAAAUUGAAAAAAAAAAAUAUAGUUCCUUUACGUUGUACUCAGGGGUAGCAAGGUUAUAUCGCUGUCAGUGGCAUAUCUACCAUUGAUCUAUUUUGCAACACUGUGUACAUAUAUAGAAAUACAUGCUGGACACACACUGACUAACAGCACAUACCUACUAGCCGCUCUGUAACCUGUGUCAUACCAAACGAUGUCUAUCCCUCAGGAGGAGCAGAACCGAGGCAAGCCCAACUGGGAACACCUCAACGAGGACCUGCACGUCCUCAUCACAGUGGAGGAUGCACAGAACCGGGCCGAGAUCAAGCUGAAGCGGGCCGUGGAGGAGGUCAACAAACUACUGGUGCCUGCGGCGGAGGGGGAGGACAGCCUGAAGAAGAUGCAGCUGAUGGAGCUGGCCAUCCUCAACGGCACCUAUAGGGACGCCAACAUCAAGUCACCCGCCCUCGCCUUCUCUCUUGCAGCCACUGCCCAGGCCCCACGCCUCAUCACCGGCCCCAACCAAGUGCUGCCCCAGGGGGCCCUGCGCACGCCCACCCCGGCGGGCCCCACCAUCAUGCCCCUGAUUCGACAGAUCCAGACUGUCAUGCCCAACGGAUCGCCUCACCCGGGCGCCACCCUGAUGCCCCAGGGGCCCGAGUCGGGCCUCAUAUACGCCACGCCCUACGAUUACCCCUACACGCUGGCCCCCGCCACCUCCAUCCUGGAGUAUCCCAUCGACUCCAGUGGGGUGUUAGGUGUGGCUUUCCCCACGAGAGGCUAAAAGAGUUUCAAGGAUCCUUACUGAGCCCCUCAUCCGAUCUGAGUGUUAACACACAUGCGCUUUUCGUUUCACAGCUGCCUUUGAAUAAAGAACCCUGGGCCAGGCCUAGCAGUCAGACAGUCAGACAGUCAGACAGACAGACAGUCAGACAGACAGACAGUCAGACAGACAGACAGACAGACAGACAGACAGACAGACAGACAGACAGACAGACAGACAGACAGUCAGACAGACAGACAGACUCAAGUCUCUUUCCCACUACUGACGUUUACACUGGCUUUCCUCCCCCAAAGAGACACAGCUCUUUUUGACAUGCAUGUAUUUGUGUUUGUGUGCAUGUGUGUUCUCUUCACAUACACACGCGCGCGCACACACACGCAAACAUGUUUACAUAUGCAUAUUCUUACCUCCCUGACUGUUUCACUGACUGCUAUGUUUGGGUUUGAGAAGAAGAAAAAACAAUACAAUACUGGUUCGCUUUACUAAUCACUUAAUUCAUUGCCUUUUUCUACUUGUGGUUCUUUGAUAAGAGUUGUUCAUUUUUUACUACUGCAAAUGUGCCUAUGAAGCUUCCAUCUCUGGGCUUUGACCAGGGAGGGAGUGAUCAGUAUUAUAUUUAAAAACGAAAAAAUAACUGGAGAUGCACUUCCUGAUGCGUGACCUGAGAUUAUGUGACUAGUAAAGCUUCCCUCUUUGUUUGUGUGUUUGUGUGUGUGUGCAAAUAUGCCUAAUGUCUGUGAAUCUGUAACAAGGACUAAAGAAACAAUGUAUCCUUAUGGUCAAGGUUACUCCAUAUUCAACGCUACUAAGUCCAAGAUUUCUCCUUGUUAUAAAAAAAAAUAUAAGAGUAUAAUUUGUGCCUUAACAUGUAUUUUCUAAUGAUAUCCUAAUUUGUUAGAUGUGUUUGGUCAUAUAUAUAUAUAUAUAUAUAUAUAUAUAUAUAAUGUAGUAAUAUGAAACCCUGAUUAAUUGACUUAAUGGAAAAUGGUGAAGGAUGACUCAUACCUAAUCCCUGUUGUGGUGAUGUUGUUGCAAUCCGAGCAGGUGCAGUGGCUACUAAAGUUCGAAGGCACGAUAUGCGGGUCCAUCCUUACCAGAGGGUAGUGACCGCAGACAGAGGUUAGUUUAGCUCCUGUGCUUUUGUGUUUAUCAGCCACGCCUGCGCAAUGUCGGUCCUGGUCUGUUUUGCAACAUGUUCACUUUUCUGAAGCUAGUCGUCCCAGGUUUGGGAUUCCCUGCCACAUACGGAAUCCCACCUUCCUAUAAAAAACCUAUCAGUGCAGAACUGGAGUAGUUGCUCCGCGUUUGUAGGGCUAUAAAACUCAAUUUCAAUAAAUAGCGACCAAAACACAGAAAAAAACAAACAAACCUGUUUAUUCAAGUAGAGAUACAAACGGACAUACUUGCAUUUAAGAUGAACAAGCUUCACUUAACUCCAUUAUUUUGAUGACCUUAUGGAUCUGGCAUGAUGUUUAUGAAGAAUAAUGGACAAUCCCUUUACAGAACAGUGUUUCACUUUCCCCCUCUGUUUAAUGAGAAGGUUGCAAUUUAUUGAUGCACUUAAGUCUUCAGCUUUUGAAAGAUGAUUACACAACACCGAUCAGUCAAGAUAGUCCUUUUGUAUUUAUUUGUAUGCAGAAAUUAAGUUCCGAUCAUCAGGCACAUUUUUUGUAAGGGACAAAACUGAAGUGGUUGUAAAACUGUCAUGCCAUAUUUGUUUUUCACUGUCUAAUCAGAUUGUAUUUUCCUCUCCUUUUUAGUCUUUUUGAUUCUAAAUUUCUUUUUAAAAGCCUCUGCCCUACUGAAGUCCCUCAGAACCUUAGUGGGUGUAACGGACCCGUCUGGCUGUAGGCUGGAGCUCGGGCAUUGUGCAUAGUUCACUUUGAAGUUCUCAGCAGAUGGGGAAACAAACACAGGCCAUCAUUAACACAACGGUCAGAGAUUUGACUCGCUAAAUGAUAUACCGCCCCCACACAGAACAAGAGUUGAUCUGGCCAUGUAGUUCCACACAGAAUUAAGUCAAAGCCUUAGCAAAGAUUAUAUCGUUAAGUCGUUUUUGUUUUUUUGAGGAUUUUGUUUUCAUAAACGUAGUAUGGAAUUAAUGUCAAAUGGGUCACUUCUGUCAGUCAGUGCCUGUUCUUCUUCAUCCUUAGACCCCAUUGAUGGAUUCCACAGGUGUGUAGUGUAUAUUCUUCCCACAUAAUGUGUUUCUACAUAUCGACAGCACUUCAUCACAUAUGUAUGUGUACAUGUGUGUAACACGUGAAGGUUUGCAAUGUGCUUGAGAAGUUGUUGUUAUUAUAACAACUCAUGGAAAAUCUAGAACAAUGGAUUUUAGUGAAAUGUACUCAUUUUAGUUGAUAAGAGGUGAGUCAUCAUCUUUUUCAGCUUUAUGAUGAUGAUAUGAUUUCACUAACAUGUAUUACUGUAUCCAUGCACAGUAAUCAUGUUGCACUUUAUAUAUAAUUUGACAUUGCUUGAGCCCUACACCGCAGCACAGAGUAUGAAAACGAAAUGAUACUUAAUGGGGGUUAUCAUCCGCAUAUUUCACAUCCACGUGAGUAAUUGCGUUAUAAUCUGUUCUCACAACACGCAGAUUCGUGUGAUCCUAAAGGGUCUAAGGACAUAGUAGUUUGGGCAUGGUUGAUCAGAAAGUGAUUUCCCUGUGAAACGACUCUAAAACAGUCAAUAAGAAACAACUCUAAUGUUACUUAAGUUACUUAAGAAGUGCAUUUAUAAACAUGAGGGGUUUAUUACUAAAAGGUCAAACCUUAAUACAUAAUGAAGGACAACUAAGUAAUGAAUAGGUAACACUGACAAAAUUAAUGAGAAACAACCAGAUGAAAUUGCACAAAGGCUGGUAUUCAAUCCACGCACAAAUAGAUUUACCCUUACACCAUAAUUAACAGUUUCACACAAUACAAAGUUAAUUAAAAAAAGCUUAACAAAGUUAAGCAAUGAAGAGGUUAAAGUUAUAAUAGACUUGAUAUACAUUUGUUUAAUAGAUAACGUGUGGGGGGGUUAAUCUUGCUGAGGGUGGAUUGAGUGCCUUCCAAACCAUCAACCCUGUGUGUUCGUACAAGUCUGUCUCAUGGUGGCAGGGGAGGAUGCAGGUGUAAGAUGACCUCUGAAAUAUGGGCCUCUUCACCAGGUCAUACCGGCAAGGACGUUAACAUCUAUAGAGGAUCAGUUACACUUCAAUUGGGUCAAAAAGUUGUUUACCGUAGAUUCUUGUUUUGAGAUAUCCUUGACCUAUAUUGCUUUCCAAACGUAGAGAUCGGUGAGGUUUUUUGAUCUCUUGUCAAUCUGGUAAAGAAGCCACACCUCUCCUUUUCCUUUACAUCUGUUGAGUUUUGCUUCAUUUGAAAAGAGAGACUACGGCACAAAUCUUAUUUUGCACUGAACGACAUUUCAAAAGCAUUCUUCAUCUCCUCUGCUCCAGUCAGAAAGAGCAGACAUGUUUAAAAAGUGAAAGCUAUGACAAACCUCAGAUGAUGAAAUGAAAUGAAUACAUGUAUGAUUUAAGCUGAAGAGUCUUAACCAGACCACAGUGUAGUGGACUGAGUGUUCAAGGGUCCACUUUAUGGAUGAGACAAUUGCCAGAGUAUGAAUGCAUUUACGACAAAAUUCCACUUGAGACAUUUUUUUUAUGUUUUACUGUAAGCUUCUUUUUAUUUUUUGUUGUUGCAAAGAAAAUAGUAUUUACUUGUGGCUUCUUGAAAUAUAUAUAAAUAUAUAUAUUAAAAUUAUAAAGCAGGAAUGUAUAUGAAAUGUCAGAUUUUACCUGUAUUUUGCAAAGAAAUAGCGAGGAUAUUCUAGAGGGCUAUUGUAGGAAAGACAAAUAUGCAUCAUAGCAGCUUUAUAGCACCACUUUAGAAAAUUUCCUAUAUUUUUGAAUAUAUUUUAGGGCUUUAUACAAAAGACAGGACCUUUUCAGUGUUUAUAUGCAAGUGCAUUUUAUAUUACGUGUCAUGUGAACUGUCUAUUGUCUCUUAAGCUGAGGGCACCGGCUGAAGGGACAUCUUUAGCAUGCCCAUAGCUUAAACCUUCCAUGGCUAGAAUGCUCUUUAGAAAGAUACCAUGUAGUGUUGCUUUGUAUCAUUAUGGCAAAGAUUUUCCUGUUUGUUGUAAAUAGAAAACAUUGAAAAGGCAAUAAAAAAUUCUAUUGAGUAAAAAAACAA